Molecule: messenger RNA, 2718 nt
Organism: Trichoplax adhaerens
Lineage: Eukaryota; Metazoa; Placozoa; Uniplacotomia; Trichoplacea; Trichoplacidae
Exons: 8
Coding region: 1-2718 (905 amino acids)
Biological process (GO): negative regulation of canonical Wnt signaling pathway
Source: RefSeq, a predicted model, not a curated record
AUGGCCAACCAGAAGGAUUCGACCAAAAUCCAGAAUAGCGGAGAAUCAGUGUAUCAAGAAGAUUAUAACUAUCUGGCAGGAUCGGUCAAUCAAAAUGGCGAUGUCGUUGUAAAAGAACGCCAUCAGACUAUGCCACAUUCUAAUCAGGGUAAUCCACAUCUAUUCGAUAAGAGUACGUACCAGAACCAGCAGGAUUUACCUUCGCCUAAUGCUUCGUCAUCGUACAAUCAACCGUCGCGAUCGUCAUUUUAUCAGAGCCGUAAUGAAGGUAGACAAUUACCUCAUGGCAAUCGUGGACUUGUAGAACAAGUUUCUGCAGGUGAAGGCGAUCCUAAUUUAUCUCCACUUAUUAUAGGAUCAGAGUCGGAAGAUAAUCUUCCACAUUCGCCAUUAUCUACACAGUCGACCUUGUUAUCGUCAUUUAUGUUAUUAGACCGCGAUGAUGAUUUACCAGCAUUAAUGAGCUUUAUGGAAGACCGGCAAUGCCAUCUUGCGCUGAUGUUCUGGAAAGCAUGUCUACGUUAUAAACAAUGUCAUCAACUAGCUCAGCGCCAUGAUAUUGUCAAAUCGAUUUUAGCUACUUGUUUUAACUCUAAACCCAUUUGUCCUGGAUUACAACCUCAAGAUCAGGAUGCAAUCCGGGAUAAAAUAACAUAUGAUUGUCUGGAAGAUAAUUUAUUCGAUGGAUCAUUAGAGCAAGUGACAAAUUGGAUAAGACAAGAAAUAUUACCCGCAUUCUAUCAAUCACACUCAUUUCAACAGAAACAACAAUAUCAUCAGUCUAUGCCUAAAGUUAAAUCGCCAAUUACACUCUUCACAAACUUAUCACCUUUACCAGAAGAGGAAAUUUCCACUUUUGAAACGGAUGAUCUUGGUAAGCAAUAUGUAGAUCAUACUAAGGAACAAGUGGAAAACCAAGAAAUACUCCAACAAGAUACGUAUAUUGAAGGUGCUGCUUUAAAGUCAAAUGCAAUGAACAAGACGAUACCAAAUGAAUCAGAUAAACCGAUAAACGAGCGAAGAAAGGGAAUAGCAACUGAAAAUCAACGCGAUAGGCUUGAUUUAUCUACUAUCGUUAUCAAUAAAGACGACGGCUUUGAUUAUAAAGCCCAGAAAGAAAAAGUGAAAUUAUUAAACAGAAAAGGACCAUCGCGGCGUCAAGGCGAUGCUCGUCAUGGUGGCAGCGACCCCCAAGGAUUCUUUGCUCAACUAGUACAAAGAAUCGAUGAGAAAAUACUACGGCCAGGAUCGAAUGAUGACAAUAAUAACAGUUCCCAUCUACAGCAGGGACAGGCACGAAAUCAAAUUGGUUCGCACAGAAUAAGGCAACCACCACAACAACUAUUGAUUACACCGAAUAAUCGAACUACAUCCACCAAUUCUUUAGUCACACCACACAGCUAUGGAGUAGACGAACUGCAAUCAUGUGCUGACUCAAUAACGGAUUAUUCAUCUACAUCUGAUCUUAGUUCUGUUAAUUCUCAGGGUGGUUAUUGUAGUAGUCGACAUGAGCGAUCAGCUGAUAAUAGUAGCAGAUCAGUUAGAAAUGCCGGAAUGAUUAUUAAUACGCAACCGCAGCGUCUUAUGAGAAGUUGUGGUGAAACUUCAAUAUCCAAUGGUAGACCAACGCUAAUCCCAGUGCAUCGUAUCUCAGAAGGAAAUGGAGUAGUAGUUUCCAAUAGCAGUAGCCGUUAUUCCUCUCGUGACUUUGAUGAUAUUAUUAGCAUGACCGAUUCGGGAAUUGUAAAGUAUAGGAAGCGAGAUCUCUCCUGUCGUAACAGUACAACUAUGAGAGACAGAAAUGACCUUGAUCCUGAGCCUUACCAAAGUUAUGAAGGUUCUGGUAAAUCAGCUAUUAGAACUAACGAAACGGGAAGAUAUCGCCCGAUUAAUGAUCCCAAUGGAAAUCAUUAUUUCCAACCGCAACGUGACCGUGAACGAAAAUCUGGGGUUGUUAUGAUGCAGUCUCAGCAAACCUGCGAUUACCAUAGUAAUUCUAACAGUAGCUCUCAACGGUCAAGCACAACUGAACCUCCAUUUAGAAAUAUGAUGCCAAAUCUUUCCGAUUAUAGCGUCCCUGUAGUGGUAAAUACAAAUCACGGUUAUCGAUAUGACGAUCGCUAUGUACGUUCACCAGGAUAUCAUCACAGCGGAGUACUUUCGCCUGGCCGCAUGUCUUAUUCAUCGCAUGGUACUGACAAUAACGACCAUCGACGUGGCCAUUUCAAAUGUAAUCAACCGUUACAAAUAUUAGAAGGAGUGAAGAAACGCCUGGAAGUAGAAGAAUUUGAGCACAAUGAAUGUGAGGAUUCAGAGUAUAGCAGUGAGCUAAGUGCAAAUACAAUUAAGCAAGCGGAGUAUCGAAUGGAUACGAAUCCGCCCCAUUUAACCGAAUCUAGAACUUCUCUAGGCGAAUCAUGCAAUGUUAAUAAGACAUCAACGAAGCCUAAAAGGAAGUCGAACAGUAGCAAAGGAACGACGGUGACUUACACAUUUUGUUCUGAGUCCGUCCCAUAUCGUAUCACUGUCCCUGGUAGAGAUAUAACAUUGGGCCAAUUCAAAGCAGUUUUAAGUAAGAAGGGAGAAUUCAGAUAUUUUUUCAAAGAAGAGUGUGAAGAUUUCGAAUGCGGUGCGGUAAUGGAAGAAUAUUCAGAUGAUGAAGAUCAGCUGCCGCUAUAUAAAGGCAAGAUACUAUGUAAAAUCGAAACGAUUAUUUAA